UCAUGAAAAUUCUGAAUGUCAUUUUUCAUAUUUUGAUUUUAUUAUUUCCCAAUUAAAUCUACGAUUUACGUGAUCUAUGAAUAUACGAAAUGUCUUAUCCUGUUAAAGUGCACAUUUAUGACCUUUCUAAAGGUCUUGCGAAGUCAAUGUCAAUGAGAAUUUUGGGUAAACAAUUGGAAGGUAUAUGGCACACUGGAAUCCUAGUUUAUGAUGAAGAAUACUACUUUGGAGGUGGGGGAAUUGAAAGCUGCCCUCCAUGUGGCACUAUUCUCGGAGAACCAGAUGAAGCAGUAGAUCUUGGGGAUACACAAGUACCACAAGAACUAUUUUGGGAAUACCUGACAGCUUUGUCUUCAGAAAGAUUUAGGCCAGAGACUUACAAUCUUUUCGACCACAACUGUAACAAUUUUAGUUCUGAAAUAGCCAUGUUUUUAACUGGACAAGAUAUACCUGCAAAGAUUCUUGAUUUACCAAAGGAAGUUGGAGAUACGCCCCUUGGUGGGCUCGUGAGAAGUCUCAUGGAGUCGAUGGGUCCUAAAGGCGGCAAUACUGUCUUCCAACUUCCACAUACUCGAGGUGCUACCAAUGUGUCAGCUGCAAAUGAAAGGCCAAAUGAGGCCACAAACAAUGCUGCUCAAUAUUCUAUCAGUGAGAAGGCUGAAGUCGGCAAAGGGGGAACAAACUUCAUUAUCUACCCCAUAUCCCCAACCAGUGAUGUCUACAAGGAGUUCAGAGAAAACCUAGCAUCAGUUGCUACCCCAAGAGAUUUAGAAACCUUGGAUGAAUUUGACGAAUAUCUGUCAAAAGAUCCUAAAGAUCUCAAGUGGUCAGUGGGCCUGGAACACAUCAGGGUAUUAGGUCACUAUCUGUCGACAUGCUCCUCAAAAUUGUUGACGGGAUGCCUCUCUUGCCUGAUUGGAAUGCUACGAUAUGGCUGCCAGAGGAGUGACGUGCAGCAUAUACUCACCCGAGACCCAGACCACAACAUCAUGAAAACCUUCCUUCUCCUCUCCUACUUUCAACCCUCCGUUCAAGUUGAAGUAGGAAAAUUGCUUGCUGACUGCUGUGCCAACAAGAUUUGCUGUGACUGGUUGCUAAGAAACACUGCAUGGCCUAUUCCACCAAAGCAGACAUGUAACUGUGAUGUGACAACAUCCUCGUACAAUGAACUAUUGAAAAAUGGGACAACACGGUCUACUGGUGGUGCUGUUAUCAACAAUCUAUCUCUUCAAGAGCUUCCAGAGAAUUUCUGCAUCACACUUGCCCAAGAUGUGAUCUUAAUGUUGAGCCAAGAAUUGGAUGAUGAUAUCGCCACCAAAUGCCUUGAAGCAUUGGAUAGACUCCUCCCAAAAGUGAAAAAGGAAUUGUUAAUCAGAAUCGACAUAAGGAAACUGGAAGCGAAUGUUGAGAAAUUUGCCAAGAGGAAUGGUGAACUUAGUGCCCUCUGCCAAGAUGUAGAACGAAAACUUAACUUAAAGAGUUGAGACAGAUUAUCCUCCUUUUUAUCGAUUAGACCAUUGUAGAAUUACUACAAUUAGGCAAUUUUGAUAUGUAUCUUAUUGGUCUCUCAACAGUUACUUUGUUCAACUACAAAGUGGUUCGGCCCUAAUAUUGGUAAUUAGGUCCAAGGGACCACAGUGUUACUUUUAAGCCAACUGAUGGCUGAAAGUGUCAUUUGUUUAAUGCACAUCAAGUAGACCCUCUAUUAAAGCACCCUUGGGACUGAAAUGUGCUGUCCUUUCCUGUACCGAGGUUGUGCUGUAGUUCAGGCAACACCUGUUUGGACACUUUUCAGACAUACCAUCUACUUAUGUCAAUAUAUGUUCUUUUUGAGAGGGAAAUUUUAAUGUAAUCAGUAUUUCUGCAUACGUGUGUUUAUGCAAAGUUUUUCUGUGCUACAGCAUUGCUCAGUAUUGUGAAAUGAAAAGUGCUACAGGUAUUAAAAUCAAAUGUGAUCAAUCAGUGAUUUAGAGAGGAUAAACCCAAAAUCCUCUGUCAUCUAUCAUCUAGCAAUAAGCUGUUUGAAUUUCCUUUUCAUGUCGGUUCCAUACUUACUUUGGACGUUUCCUGUAUAGAUGGUACUAUCUGUUAGGCCAUCAUAUUGUAAGCCCUGAUUUUGGGAUUGCCUGCAGGUGGCAUGCACUGCAUGAAUUUUACAAGUAGCUGUCCUUUGAAAUGUGCAUGGCCUCUGUGUGACAAGUAAAAUACAUGUAGAUGCCUUGCAACAAUGAAUGCAGUCUACAGUACCCAAUUCCAACCCAGGUUAUAACAUACUUUGGAAUUUUUCUCGGACUGAGUUCUGUCCUUAGUAGCAGUUUCUCUCACCGUCACUAGAUGGCAGUAAUUGUCUGUAAAUUUUGAUUAUCUCUAAUUGUAUAUAUCUGGGUCUAACUUAUUUCUUGAUUAUAAUUGUAUUGUCAAUUGUUUCAUAUUUUUUGUAAUUUCUAUUUAUAGUUGGUAAUGAUUGUAAGUUGUUAUAAGAAGUCUCCUACUAAAUCUGGUCUACACUUUUUAGACCAAGAGUUCCCCCCAAAAAACUUGUCUGCUUGGAAAACGUGUUAUAUUGAAUGGUGUUCAGAGUCACGUCUUGAAGUGAAUCAGGGUCCUGCUUGUGCACACCAUCAGAUAUUGCAUUUGUAAGUUACCUUGCAUAAUAUAGUCCAUUUGUAGAAUAAAUCGUCUUGUUAUGUCAUGAAUGUUGAUCUCUGUCUUGUAUAAACUCAGUGUGAAGAAAGGUAACCGUUUUACCUAAAAUGUGUUUAUCAUGAAAUUUACGUUAAAAGUGCAAUGGUACUCAUUUUUCUACGAAGUUAUGUGAUUAUAUUAUAAUAGUUCAGGUGUAACAUCGACUAGAUUUUGGAAAUAUCAAAAAUACAUUUAGAUAUUCAAUAUUCACCAUGCUAUUCAUAACACACAUGUUGAUAAACCACGUAUUUGAUUGCCGGUAUUCAACCUCUUCG
This is a messenger RNA of Lineus longissimus, 2960 nucleotides long. RefSeq lists its product as uncharacterized. Gene Ontology annotation, molecular function: peptidase activity. The transcript has 11 exons. Lineage: Eukaryota; Metazoa; Nemertea; Pilidiophora; Heteronemertea; Lineidae. The record is from RefSeq and is a predicted model, not a curated record. Gene Ontology annotation, biological process: protein modification by small protein removal. The coding region runs from base 90 to 1484 and encodes 464 amino acids.